Exophiala viscosa is the source of this 1248-nucleotide messenger RNA. Its product is annotated as haloalkane dehalogenase. Gene Ontology annotation, molecular function: epoxide hydrolase activity. Lineage: Eukaryota; Fungi; Ascomycota; Eurotiomycetes; Chaetothyriales; Herpotrichiellaceae. The transcript has a single exon. The coding region runs from base 109 to 972 and encodes 287 amino acids. The record is from RefSeq and is a predicted model, not a curated record.
CGCCCAUCACAGCAAACAACGCAAUAGAACACUCCCAAACCCACGAGAACGAAAAGGCAAAACGACAACACAGAGACCAAGACGACCUCAUCUCAACCCCAGCCCAAGAUGUACACCAUCUUGCCCAACGGCAUCCGCGUGUUCUACCGCGAAGCCGGCUCACCGUCGAAGCCCACAAUCUUGCUCCUCCACGGCUUCCCUGCCUCAUCGUUCCAAUUCCGCAACCUGAUCCCGCUUCUUGCGGAGAAGUACCACGUCGUGGCACCCGACCUACCUGGCUUCGGGUUCACUGAAAUCCCAGAUAACCUGAACUUCAAAUAUAGUUUCGCCAACAUCGCCACCACGAUCGGCUCGUUCUUGGACGUCCACAAGAUCGACAAGUUCGCAGUCUAUGUCUUCGACUAUGGCGCUCCUACAGGCUUCCGUCUCGCCCUGGAAUGUCCGCAGGCCAUCACAGCGAUCAUCUCCCAGAACGGCAAUGCCUAUGAAGAAGGCCUGAGCUCAUUCUGGGACCCUCUUCGUCAGUUGUGGGCGACGUCUGAUCCUGUGAAAGAGAAGGAAUUGCGCCAAGCUGUCAAAGGAGCCGUUCUCACCUUCGAAGCGACCAAGGGCCAGUAUCUGGGCGGCGAGCCAGAGCCGAACAAAAUUGACGAGCCUGCGACUUAUCAUCUUGACUAUGCGCUGAUGUCCAGGCCGGGGAAUGCUGAGAUCCAGCUUGAUCUGUUCAAGGACUAUGGGACGAAUGUCGUGCUUUAUCCCAAGUUCCAGGAGUAUCUGCGCGAGAGUCAAGUGCCCGUGCUGGCGGUUUGGGGCAAGAAUGAUAUCAUUUUCCCUCCAGCCGGUGCUGAGGCUUUCAAGAGGGAUGUGAAGGAUUUGAAGUUGGUAUUGCUCGAUGGUGGGCAUUUCUUGGUCGAAAGCCAUACACAAGAGAUUGGCAGGUUGAUGCUGGAAUUUCUGGAUAGCAAGAUAUAAAUAUCUCUUGGUAAAGUUGGAUUGGGCAAUGCUGGUUUCAUGUUUCAUAGUACCAUUUGAUAGUAAUGAUGGUUUUUAUGGCGGUUCAUAAUGCGUACCAUUUCUGUUUGCAUUCAUGACCGAACCUUCAUUUAUCAAUCGGAUGCGCCAAGGCAAGGCUGGGUGUUGUUGCAGCUGUCCUGGACCUCGGUGCUGACGAAGAGUGAAGACCUUGUGUUACGACCUCCAGAGCAUGAUCUGCUUCUACUCCGAAGUCCGUGGGUCAAGUUCAAAAGA